Molecule: messenger RNA, 797 nt
Organism: Paramacrobiotus metropolitanus
Lineage: Eukaryota; Metazoa; Tardigrada; Eutardigrada; Parachela; Macrobiotidae
Exons: 4
Coding region: 38-574 (178 amino acids)
Source: RefSeq, a predicted model, not a curated record
CACCGUUGGACGUCCUCGUUUUCUGUAUUGCAAUACCAUGGCAAAGCUGAUCGGAAUGGUCGUCGUUUUAAGCGUCUGUGCUACGGCACUGGUGGAUAGUGCGACGCCGGUGGCUUACGUUUGCCGGUUUUACAGUAAUGGUGAAAAAGGCUGCCAGAAGAAAUGCGCAGCCGCAUCGAAUGCGGACACCGACAAAUUAAUCAAGGCCCGCCCGGCAUCCAAUGAUAUUCCGCAAAAACAGAUAGACGACAUCAAGAUCGAUCCUCUCCUCUCCUAUAAGUGCAGCGAUUCCCCCGUCACCAGCAAAUGGGACAUCAAAUCCAAGCAAGACUUUGCCGUGACGUUUACCGAUACUUUGAAAGAUGUGCCCAAGAACAAAAAGACAUACUUGGGCUCGUGCGCUUUUGACAACGACAAAGCCAAAGGUUGGAACUGCCGUGGUCUAUCCAUUGACACGUCCGCCGGGAAGACGUAUAUUGGUGCUCAGACACACUCCGAUAACCUGCGCGGUAUUAAAGGAAAGCCAUCGUGGAAAGUGACCGGGAAUGAUGAUGUACAGUUUAUAGAUAAUUAAUGGAUUCGGCAACUAAAAUCUCCAUUGAUGUGAUCGAAUACCCCAGGCCGCCGCUUUCUUGGAGCUUAGAAAAAAACUACAAUUACUGCUGCGAAAUCGCUGGUGUAUGUCCUCUGCUGAUGCGAGUACAUCGCUUUUCCAUAACUUGGCUGUUACACAAAUAGCUUGUGUGUGUAUGUCCAGGAUAAAAUAAACCAAUUACUUUAUUUUGAAUCAAAAAUUA